GAAUUUAUCAUAGAAAAAAAAAAUACUCAAAAACAUGCUUCUGCUUGUCAUUGCUUAAAAGUUUACUAAGUCUAUCUACAGAAUGUUGUGUGAGGAAAACUUUGUUCUUCUUUCAGGAAAGUGGAAUAAGUGAGAAAACGCUGUUGUCAAAUGGUGUAAAUGUACGUGGAAUAAAGUCUCACUUUUGACACAAAUUUAACAAUGGCAGCAAAAAAAGCACACACUAUUAGUGACCGAGAACGGACUGACGACAUACAUGUAGAGGAAAAUGUGGAUUUUGCAGGUAUGUACUUAUCUGACCAUGUCCUAGAGGGACUGAAGAAAUCUGGAUUUAUCAGGCCGAGUCCCAUUCAACUUGCUGCCAUUCCACUUGGUCGCUGUGGGCUUGACCUUGUGGUUCAGGCCAAGAGUGGAACAGGUAAGACAUGUGUGUUUACUGUUGUUGCUCUAGAGAUGCUCAGUGUUGCAGCCUCAACAACUCAAGUAUUGGUCAUAGCACCAACAAGGGAGAUAGCAGUGCAGAUCACUCAAGUAAUCAAUUCCAUAGGCAGUGGAACACCAGGGUUGAGGGCCUAUGCCUUUAUAGGUGGAAUUCCUCUCUGUGGCACACCAGGACGUUUAGCACAGCUGGUUGAACUUGGUCUCCUAAAGCUUGAUAAUGUUCGCUUGUUUGUUCUUGAUGAAGCUGCAGUUGUGACUGGUCAGUUCACAAAAGGAGUAAUCAGUCUAGCUUCAGCACUUCCUUUGAAUAAACAAAUAUUAGCAUUAAGCGCUACAUACACAGAUGAAGUUGCAAAAGUUGCAGAAGAACUGAUGCGUUCACCAAAUCAUGUUCGCCUUGAUCGAGAUUGUCCUGCUCUUCUUGGAGUGAAUCAGUUUGCUAGGCUGCUUCCCUUCCAUCAUCAGCCACACAGAAUACAGCAAACCAAAAUGUCUGAGCUGUUGUCAGUAUUAUCAACAGUAACUUUCAACCAGUGCCUUGUCUUUACUAAUUCCCAGUUACGUGCUGAAUCAAUUUGUAAUGAAUUACGAGCAACUGGAUGGCCAGUAUCAUACCUGACAGGUGGACAAGCACAAAGAGAUCGCUUACAGGCACUUGAUGCACUCUGCUCCUACAAGUGUCGCAUCCUUAUAUCCACAGACCUCUCUGCCAGAGGUUUAGAUUCAGAACACGUCAAUCUAGUGAUAAAUCUAGAUAUGCCACGGGACCAGGCUACUUACUUGCAUCGUGUUGGACGAGCAGGACGCUCGGUUCUCGAGGAGGUGCCAUCACACUGGCUACUGAAGGGGAUGAUUGGACAGCUAUGA
Molecule: messenger RNA, 1308 nt
Organism: Penaeus monodon (black tiger shrimp)
Lineage: Eukaryota; Metazoa; Arthropoda; Malacostraca; Decapoda; Penaeidae
Product: probable ATP-dependent RNA helicase DDX20
Biological process (GO): spliceosomal snRNP assembly
Cellular component (GO): SMN complex
Molecular function (GO): RNA helicase activity; RNA binding; ATP binding
Source: RefSeq, a predicted model, not a curated record